AUGUUAGAAGACUAUGAAAAUGAGAAAACAAAUGAUGACGUGAAGAAAAGAAAACUGGAAAAGAGUGAUGCAAUGUUGAGAGAUGAUGAAAUUGGAGAAACGUCAGGGAGCAAUAAAAUGAGAAAGACUGAUGCAAUUAUAGAGGAUGAAAGUGGUGAGGCAUCAAAGAAAAGAAAGAAUAAAAAAGACAUGAAAAAACGAAACAAGAAGUAG
Cetraspora pellucida is the source of this 213-nucleotide messenger RNA. The record is from the annotation of a GenBank genome assembly. NCBI's taxonomy places the organism in Eukaryota, Fungi, Glomeromycota, Glomeromycetes, Diversisporales, Gigasporaceae.